This is a messenger RNA of Clarias gariepinus (North African catfish), 504 nucleotides long. It is a transcript of the gene c6h17orf67, whose product is annotated as chromosome 6 C17orf67 homolog. Bases 28 to 285 code for a protein of 85 amino acids. The record is from RefSeq and is a predicted model, not a curated record. NCBI's taxonomy places the organism in Eukaryota, Metazoa, Chordata, Actinopteri, Siluriformes, Clariidae. The transcript is spliced from 4 exons.
AGCAGUGCAGGAACAGGAGCUGAGACCAUGAAGACGCUGGCUUUUCUCCUCUGCCUGGUCUUACUGACCUUCUGCACAGGUGCGAAUCCUGUGGUGAAGGAAAGCUUCGCCAAGCAGCUUCUCCGCAGUAAGAGGCAGAAGCCGGGUUAUUCCGAUGAGCCGAUGAGGGAACACCUGGUGUAUUUGCAGCAGUUGGAGCUCCAAGCUCGUGAGACUAAUCUUGAAAACUGGUUAAAUCCUCAUUGCGCUCCUCGCUGUAACAGUAACUAUGGUUACCCCAUCUAAACCAUCUGACAUCUACAAGCAGCAGGAUGAAACUGGUGAUGAAGAUGAUGACGAUGAUGAAGACACUGAGCCAGGACAAUGCGGAGGCAGUAAACGGGAAGAGACCUGCGAAUUAAGAAAAUGUGUUUUAAGAUUUUAUGGAAUUAAAUACAGAAAAGACUAACAAUUAAAAACAAGUCUUACUUUAUUAAAAUCCUCAUUUUGUCUUAACACAGCCCC